Triplophysa dalaica is the source of this 2822-nucleotide messenger RNA. It is a transcript of the gene pou3f1, whose product is annotated as POU class 3 homeobox 1. The record is from RefSeq and is a predicted model, not a curated record. The transcript has a single exon. Gene Ontology annotation, cellular component: nucleus. Bases 23 to 1129 code for a protein of 368 amino acids. Gene Ontology annotation, molecular function: DNA-binding transcription factor activity, RNA polymerase II-specific; RNA polymerase II cis-regulatory region sequence-specific DNA binding. Lineage: Eukaryota; Metazoa; Chordata; Actinopteri; Cypriniformes; Nemacheilidae. Gene Ontology annotation, biological process: brain development; regulation of transcription by RNA polymerase II.
GUCAGUUUUCUAAGUCGGAGCCAUGGCGACAACAGCUCAGUAUAUUCCGCGGAAUAACUCAUUGCCUUCGAACCCGCUAAUGCAUCCGGAUUCGGACAGGAUGCACCAGGGGACAACUUACAGAGAGGUGCAGAAAAUGAUGCACCACGAGUACUUACAAGGGCUAGCGACCAACACGGGACAUCCGAUGAGCCUGACGCACCACCAGUGGCUGCCAACCUCCAACACCGACUGGACCAGCGGCACCCACAUCGGACAACCGGAGCACAACAAAGCCAGCGUGCAGAGCAGAGAGGACCUGGGGAACGGCUAUCACAGAUCGCAUCUGGUCCACCAGGCGACGCAAAACAGCCACCAUGGAUCAUGGGCACCGACCACAACGCACCACCUGUCCCCACUUUCUCCUGCCUCUAACAGUCACCAGUCGCUGGUGUACUCUCAGACGGGCUACACCAUGUUAAGCCCACAGCCUUCGCUGCACCACGGUUUGCGGGACCCGCUCCACGACGACGCGGGUAGCCAUGACAACCAGAUGGAGUCUCCUCAGCAGCCGUUCAGCCACCACCAGGACCACUCGGACGAAGACGCUCCCAGCUCCGACGACCUCGAGCAGUUCGCCAAGCAGUUCAAACAGAGGCGCAUCAAACUUGGUUUUACGCAGGCGGACGUGGGCUUAGCGCUGGGCACCCUGUACGGAAACGUCUUUUCCCAGACCACCAUCUGUAGGUUUGAGGCUCUUCAACUCAGUUUCAAGAACAUGUGCAAACUUAAACCCCUGCUUAACAAGUGGCUCGAGGAGACAGAUUCAAACACCGGCAGCCCCACAAAUUUGGACAAGAUUGCAGCACAGGGACGGAAACGAAAGAAGAGGACGUCCAUCGAAGUAGGAGUGAAAGGGGCUUUGGAAAAUCAUUUCUUAAAGUGCCCCAAGCCGUCCGCCCACGAAAUCACCGCCUUAGCUGGCACUCUGCAGCUGGAAAAAGAGGUCGUGCGUGUAUGGUUUUGCAACAGAAGACAGAAAGAGAAAAGAAUGACGCCCUUGGGGGUCCCUCACCCGACCAUGGAGGACGUAUACUCACAGGCAGAGACACCCCCUCUUCAUCACACAUUACAGAGUCCUGUCCAGUGACUGCUUUUAUCAUAAACAGUGUCGUUGUUUGAAAAGAAAUUAGGCUGAUAAGCGGACAAUGGAUUUUGUUUAUCCCUUUUGUUAUCCCAAGAGAUCAUAGACAGAAAGUUUGGGAAGAGUUCGUUCACAGGGACCGGAGAUGCGACCACCGCAUACUAUAGGACGCCAAUAAUUCUGAAUAACAUGAAAAUGCAUUCAUUUUACAGAGUCAGCUGCAUUUAUGAAAUCAGUAGGCCUACACGUGUUUACGAAAAUCUUAUCAUUUGUGCCAUUCUGGAAAAAAGCGAUUAUUUCACCGGCGAUCAAAGGGAGCUAUACGCCACAAAAGGGCCGUGGUUUCCCGGGAUGGGUUCGCCCGUCUUGCUGUUGGUAUCAUGUAAAGCAACAAAGGAGAGUGGACAGUGAUUUUAUUAAAGCGAUUAACCAGAUUAAUUGUUACAAUGUGAUGUGUCUGAUAUUAUUUGUGACGUUUACUUUAUUUCGGAUAUUUUAACGUUAAGAGCUCUCAUUAAGAGCAAAACGUUUUUUUCUGUCUAAGGACUUUUUGAUUUUAAUUUCAAGUAAUGAGACAGUUGAAAUUCCUAUCGAAAGAACAGGCACUUGGUCAAAACCUCCAUACAAACAAGUGCACCAGAAAAUGUUUACAAUGAUCACUUCUGAGCACCUGAUAUCGUCUAAAGAUGUAAUGACGUUAAAAUGUGGAAUACACUGUCUGAAUUAAUAUUUAGUCGUUUUUGGGUUUAUAGUUUCUUCCCUCUUUGCAUGAGGCACUUAUUAUUGCGUUAAUACUGUUAUUUUCUUUCUUUUCAUGUUUAUUAUAACGUAUUUGUUCGAGGUACGCCAUCAAUGCUUACUUGUUUUAACUUUUCCAAUUUCGUCUUAUUUUGAAUCGGCACUAUUCCAGCAAGUCUGUUCCGGCGCUUAAUCUAAUGAGAGUAAUGAGUCAAAAACGAAAAAGACAGAAAUAUCUCAGGUAAUUAUUUUCAGUGCCCAAAUAUCGUGCUGUACUCUACUUCUUGAAUAUUGGCCAAUUCAUGACACUCUCUAUGUCAGCUGUGCAAGUUGGUGAUUACAUUUUGCAUCCUCCUCAUGAGCCUGGACACAGACAAAAGUAGACAUGGUAGUGAAUAAAGGAUGUAUUUGGGACUUUCCAAGACUGGGGUAAAAAAGGAGGCUGAUACCGUUCUUGUUUCGUGUUGUUUCUCAAGGUCUGGCAUUUUUCAUUGGACAGCAGGUGUUCAUUUCUGCAAUGUUAUUUGAAACAGUGUGAAUAUACAACCUUUUUCCAAAAAAGUAAUAAAAAUAAAAAUAAAUACAAGAGAAAAGAUUUUAAAUAAAUAGUUGUCAGGAUUAUUUCCAAUAUGUAAAUAUGUCGAAUAUGUAAACAUAUGUAUUUGUUCUGGGUUCGUUUUGUUAUGUUUCGUUUUGUUUUCCGGGCAGUUUUGUACACUUACUAAUUCCAAGAAGAUAUUUUAAUAUUUCGUUUAUGACCAUUUAUAUAUCUAUAUAUUUAUUUCCUAAGUGUGUUUGGAGCUUUUUUGUUCGGCUCUGUUGAUUAUGUUGCAGUGGAUUACAAAUGUUUUGUUUACUACAUUGGUUGUAUGUUUAUUGCGAAAUGUAGACUGCAAAGUCACGUUUAUAUUUAUGUUAUAGUAAUAUUUUAUUACUUACAUAAAACAUAUAUACAAGAAAA